Mesorhabditis belari is the source of this 1647-nucleotide messenger RNA. The record is from the annotation of a GenBank genome assembly. NCBI's taxonomy places the organism in Eukaryota, Metazoa, Nematoda, Chromadorea, Rhabditida, Rhabditidae.
AUGGAUUUCGACAUGUUGAAGCUACCUCGGCCACGUUGGGAAUUCACGUGCCUGGAGUGUCAAAAAGGAAUGCUGACCAUGUCGACGUUGAAAGAGCACAUUGCAAUCGAUCAUUUGAAUCUCGCCGCUUGGCGAUGCGGAUGCUUCAAAGAAUUCUUCACGAGCGAAGCUCGAAUUAUGCACAGUGUCACUUGCGAUCAACUGAUCAUGGAGAUUCCAAAGCUCACUGGAUUGAAUCAGCUUGAUAAGUUGCAAAAGAUGACUUCAGCAGCUGUAGAACAUGAAAUCAAAAGACAAGCGACUUUCAUGUUGGAGUUUGGAAAGGCAUUUAUGGAGAGAACAAAGCUGAAACCAGCCGAAGUAGAGAAUCUCUUGCGUGCAGCGCCAUUGCCAGUUAUUGGUCUUGAGCAAAUGUGCUCACCAACAGAAUCCGAUCCGAGCAAGGCAUCGACUCGUUUGCCUCAGCCUGUAUCUCAUCUAUCCGAGACUCUCACAAAUUUGAAAUCAACGCAUGCUCCAUCUAAAACAAAUAGCCUGACUACACUUUGUGUUCCAUUAGAAUCCGACUCGGACAAAGUAGUUGCGUCGUCUCGCUCACCGCAGCCUGUACCACAUCCAUCCGAGACUCUCGCAAAAUUGAAAUUUACGAAUGCUUCUUCAAGAGCAAAUAAUUCGGGGAGCACCCACAAAUCGCGUGCUUCAAGGUUUUCUCCCAGUAGAGGCGAUCGUGAUGGACACAAGGGCGACUGUAGAAAGCGCGACCAUCGUCCAAGUCCAAGAAGAUCUGAUGAUCGAAAAUAUCGUCGUCAAUCUCACUCCCGUGAACGUCGGUCCUCUCAUUCCUGCGGACGCCAUCGAUCGCCGUCAUCUGAUGAACGAAAGCGUCUUUCGAUGUCAUCCAAUGACGAGAAGCCACAACCAAUCACAAUACGUCUUUUGCAACAAAAGGCUAAAAUCGAAGAGAACUUGGGGCUAUCGGGUAAAGCAGCUGAACUCUCAAAAGAAAUGGAAAAAGCCAUUGCACUUGCUCUCAAACCACCACCUACUGACGAUAAUGAAACGAUGGACAUGGACAUUGAAUCACCAACCGAAUCACCGAAGAAAAUUGUCUUGUCGAAAAUCAAGCUUCCUGAGCCAACAGUGGUGGAGCCGCCUCGGAUAGCUCUAAUGAACGAGCCUUUACGUGAAAAUGACACUUUUUUUAAGGAACUGAAAGAGAAGUUGAUCUACGAGCAAUACAUUCAACCUAGCUACAACCCUUUGGCGCCUCGUCGCGAACCAUUACUUUCAACUCAGGGAUUUUAUGGACCCUCGAGAACAUAUUGGCCCCUACAUUCGGAGCCACAACAACCUCGAGUACCGUUUGCCGCCAUCCAGAGGCCAUGUCCAUUUCACACUGGAAGAAUUUGCGCAAAUGUUUUGCUCUGUGCGUGUCAGUUCAGCCGGGAUGAGCGAAUUAAGAAAUUUCGGAGCGGUGGUGGUUGUUCGGAUUUGCGUUGCAUCAAGCGUCAUACUGGAAAUUGUCGAUCAUUGUCCUACUGCUUAAUUUGCAAGGAGCCUCAUCAUCAAAUUUUUUGCCCUCACCUGGAUAAGCCGAAGAAAACGGAAACUGAAGAGGAAGAAAAAAAUGAGGAAAACGCCAAGGCG